CGAGAACGGUGGGAACCAUAUUCCGAGGAUGCUUAGUUGGGCUAUGAAGAUUGAUAUCACUAUUUCGACAGCUCAGUUGGUUCCUAUAUUCGCUUCGCCAACCGUCGAUUAGUGGUAUUUUCCAUGCUGAAGCCACGUCAUGGUGAGGUAGUCUACUACAAUAGCCUCCCAGAAGUUGAUUCCAGGUUAUUCCUUGAGUUGGAAUCAACUAUGGGGGAGGCUGGGACUGCAGCGGAGGAAGUAGUAGUACUUGAGAAUGAGGCAGAAAAGCUGGCAAAAGUUGCAAAGGAAGCCUCCAUUUUUUACGAGGAUGUCCCGAGGGUUGAGGAGGGCACUUCAUAGGCCUGUGCACUUUCCUCUAGUCAGGUUGCCCAACCUGAUUAUAGCAAUUGAUGCAGAGGCUCAAGAGGGUUGAGGAGGGCCAGGCAACCUUACUUCAGAAUCAGACUACGAUCAUGGCUCAGUUGGCGCAGCUGCUUUCAGUGGUCUCAGGUCGAUCCAUCAACGUAAAAUCAGAUACAGAGUUUGAUAUCUUGCCUGCGGACUAUGAGCCCGGUGAUCAACCCUCCACUCCACAGGCCCAGACAUCUGUAGUUGCCAGUGAUGCUGACAGUCCCAGUGUACGAGUACUACAUCCUGAGGAGGCAGCUGGCCUUGAAGUUUUAAGGAAGAAAUGCAGGCCCAAACGUUUUGAUGACUUCAUCGACCCAACGAAGAGGAUGAGACAAGAUAAACAGGGGCUAGUUGCAGAACCUUUAAGGAAGUGCGACUCGCAGCAGGAGAAGAGCUUCCAUAAGUGGAUCAUCGGGAAGAUCGACAACAAGAGAGAUCAGAACGUCUAUACUGGGACGCACAGUGUGGCAUGGUUCUUGCAAUUGCACACAGUCCAGACUUGGCUUUGGGAUUCGCAUAUUGAUGCCGCUUUGCACAUGCUACGUCGCCGACACCACUUUUAUCAUGCUGCAUUUCGGCAGGAUGUUGUGAUCAUGAACACCACCUUCCCCCAAGUGUGCCUAGGUCGUUGGACUCAUUUCAGAGAGACCGGCACUAAGUAUACAUGGGACGACGAUGUGCUGAAAAUGUUGAAGGGCGAUGAUAAUCAAUUCCUCGUAUCAUGGCAAAAUAUGAGUGAAGUAUAUUUUGCCUUGCACGUCGAGAAAGUCGUACAUUGGAUCACCAUUGAAGUCUUCAUUCCAACGUGGUGCAUCAACAUUUAUGAUUCCAACCAUAGCGUGCUUAGUCUGACUCUGUUGGAGGAAGUGAUCAGGCCUUGGUGCUUAUUGUUGCCUUCAUUGUUAUGGUGUUCUGGCAUGUUUGACGACCAUGAGGACCUCCAGUCAUCUCUUGAGCAGAACACAAAGCCUUUUUCACAUUGUCGUAUUCCUCCUGAGGAGUGUCCUCAGACUAAGACAAGGUAUUACCCUAUUUAAUUAGUGUAUUUUGAAAUCUGAAUAUUAAAGUUAUUUUUAUCUUCUAUUGACACAAAAUCGAUUAUAUGCAG
Humulus lupulus (European hop) is the source of this 1501-nucleotide messenger RNA. RefSeq lists its product as uncharacterized. Gene Ontology annotation, molecular function: cysteine-type peptidase activity. The record is from RefSeq and is a predicted model, not a curated record. Bases 393 to 1430 code for a protein of 345 amino acids. NCBI's taxonomy places the organism in Eukaryota, Viridiplantae, Streptophyta, Magnoliopsida, Rosales, Cannabaceae. Gene Ontology annotation, biological process: proteolysis. The transcript has 3 exons.